AUGAUCGAGUCGUUCAGGGAUAUGAAGCACAAGGGCAGCAGCUACGAGAAUCUGGAGAUGGAAAGGACUACCAACAAGAUACUGCAUCGCAUGGAGGACAAGGUCAACGAGGACUCUUUGGAAGGCACAAGAGCAAGAAUCCUCGCGAACGCUCGAGCAAUCUACGGCCCGAAUCGAUGUCUCGACGUGAUAAGUUUCGCCCCAACUUCCUCGCGAAAGACUGGCGCCGCCAUCGUCGAACACAAUCCAAUGAGUAGAUCGUACAUCCACUGCACUUCGGCAAAGGAGGACUCUCGUCUUGCUGCAUACGAGCAUCUGCUUGUCAUCACUGAAGAUCUGCUGCAGCGCCUGGUGGAUACGGAGGGCAUCACCAGCAGCGGCUGGCUUCCAGCAACACCUCAGUCACAACAUGCGGCGACGUACAAUGCUGCGAGUGUCAGCGGAAGCGCGACUGGCAGUCUGCCUGCGAGCCGAAGGAGCAGCACAAUAUCAACUGAUUUCUUACCACCUUACUUACAACAGUACAGGACGAUGAUGAUGCCGCCACCCGAGCGCUUUGUCAACGACUUCCACGCACCUUACUCAUCACACCAUAUCCAGAGACCUCCUAUGGGCGCAAAUGCACCACCACUGGUCCGCGGCAACAGUAAUACUGCUUUUGGCUGCACGACCCCUCAACCAGUCAUGCAGACGAUCCCGCGUACGAACAGCGAUGUGGUGAUACAGCAACCAAAGCCAGUGCAGACAGGGCAGUAUACAGGUCAUCCCAACGGUCGCGUGCAGUGGAAGCUAGGAUCGGAGGGAUGAACGAUUGGGCGCAUGGUUCGACGAUGGUCUUCGAUUAUUUUCCCCCUAGAAUCAUACAGUAGAACCAAAGCUGCAUUUUACUCUUCCAUCACUUUCUGCAUAGUCAUGCAACGACAACGGUGCCCAGGGUGCCUGCUUGCUUAUUCAGUCACGCUUGCCCCGAACGCUUCGAAAUAGGCAGCAAUAUUUGCUGUAUCGUAAAAAUGUGACUCAGAUUAGCUACCAAACAGUUUGGCUGGCCUUUCAGACUGUGUGCAUUGUCAUUGAAGGCUGGAAGGAG
Molecule: messenger RNA, 1087 nt
Organism: Macroventuria anomochaeta
Lineage: Eukaryota; Fungi; Ascomycota; Dothideomycetes; Pleosporales; Didymellaceae
Exons: 3
Coding region: 1-807 (268 amino acids)
Source: RefSeq, a predicted model, not a curated record